AUGGCAUCCGGCGGGUUCCUCCGCAAAGCAUACUGGGGCCUUGCGGGCGCAGGUUUGAUUUAUGCACUGGCCAUCGGGGCGUUGACAUACCCAGUGUUGCAACGCAAUGCCACAUAUGCCCAUAAUGUGAACCCAUCCUAUUGGCAAAACCUAAGCAACGUGGAGCAAUUUGGGUUUCUGCAUCAUCAGGUACAGCCAUUCACUGUCACAACUCCAGACAAUGUGACGCUGUUUGCAUGGCAUAUCCUGCCCACACACUUGUAUAUGCAGCACGAAGAAGCCUUGAAGGCACAGGGCGACUUUGGCCAGAAGCCAUAUGCUCAGGCUGCAGAGACUGUCGGCUUGCGCUUGUUGUUAGAAGACCCCAAGGCUACUGUGGUUGUCAGCUUCCAUGGCAAUGCUGCACAUCUGGCUUCAAGUCACCGACCAGCGACAUAUCAGCAGUUUCUAGGGACAUCAAGUUCUGAAAGACCAGUCCAUGUGAUUGCAUUCGACUACCGCGGUUUCGGCUGGAGUACUGGUAGCCCUACGGAAGAUGGAGUGAUUCAGGACUCGGUGUCUCUCUUAUCUGCCUUGACCGGUCACGCUUCCACUUCUUCAGAUGUUUCCGUUUCGCCGUCUUCGUUGAAAGCAUCUCAGAUUAUUCUUGUUGGACAGUCCCUCGGCACAUUCAUCUCUUCCGCACUCUAUCACGAAUGGGCCAUCACGCUGGGCCGUGCUCCAUUUAGAGCCCUUGUUUUGUUUGCCAGCUUCACGUCCCUUACGAAUCUUUUAGACUCUUACUCCAUCAAGGGUCUCACUCCACCGCUUUUAUCACCACUACUCGCCUACCCCAAAAUCCAGAAAUACUUCCUCUCCAAACUCGUUGACAAAUGGGACACAAACCUACGACUGGUGGAGCUCGUUAGCAACCCUGGCAUUGAACUGGACCUCACAAUGAUUCAUGCUCGAGACGACUGGGAAAUCCCGUGGAAUGAAGGACGCAAGAGCUGGGAACGAGUGCUUGAGGCGGCGACAUCUUCGGCCGGUGUAGAGAUUGAGUUUUCCCGUGACAGGGAUCUUGAGAUAUGGGCGAGUGUGGAUGGGAGGAAGAAGCUACGUUGGCAAAGAGUGAGCCAUGGUGGUCAUAACAGGAUCCCGACGAGCGAGCAUGCCAGACUUGCUAUUAUGAGGCUGCUUGAGCAGUAG
Molecule: messenger RNA, 1188 nt
Organism: Exophiala bonariae
Lineage: Eukaryota; Fungi; Ascomycota; Eurotiomycetes; Chaetothyriales; Herpotrichiellaceae
Exons: 1
Coding region: 1-1188 (395 amino acids)
Biological process (GO): phosphatidylserine catabolic process; monoacylglycerol catabolic process
Cellular component (GO): endoplasmic reticulum membrane
Molecular function (GO): phosphatidylcholine lysophospholipase A1 activity; monoacylglycerol lipase activity
Source: RefSeq, a predicted model, not a curated record